AUGGGGGAUCCAGUCCAGUCCAACGCGAUGGCGACCAAAGAGACGGAUUCGACAUCGGCGCUGGAUGGUGUGUCGGCCCCCGUCCCACAGGACCAAGAUACACCAGAAUUAUCAAAAUCACCAUCAACAACACAGUCCGGCCAUGGCAAGACGCCACCACCACUCGCAGCGAAGCUGUUUGCAGUGUUCUUGAUCUCCUGCAUCAGUUUCGGGUCCCAUUGGAGUUCUGGCGUAACGGGGGCCAUGAAAAGCACCAUCAAGAAGCAAAUGCACAUCAACAAUGUGCAGUUCUCGCUUCUGGAGGCAAGUGAGGAUUUCAUCGCGACUAUCCUGCUUAUCCCAAGUGGCCUGCUCACCGACCGGAUCGGUGGUGCCGACAUGAUCGUGUAUGGAAAUAUGGUUUAUACGAUCGGAUCGAUCCUGGUCGCCGCAGCCGCGACUGCACGGUCCUUCAACUUUAUGAUCGGAGGCAGAGUGAUUCUGGCGUUUGGGGAUAUUGCCACGCAGGUCGCGCAGUAUAAAAUGUUUUCUUCCUGGUUUGCUCCUAGCAAUGGCUUUGCAUCGACACUGGGGUUUGAACUGGCGAUUGGAAAGAUUGGCGGAUUCGUUGGUAAAUCCACAGCCAACGUGAUUGCACAGAGAACUGGCAACUUCGCCUGGGCCUUUUGGACGUCGGUAUUCAUGAAUAUCUUCACAAAUGCAGCCACGGCAGUAUUCUGGUUCUUCAGCCGCUACUGUAACCGACAUUAUGAAGGACGGCACGACUCAGCAACCAAUGAGAAGUUGACCGAGAAGAAUAAGAAGUUUGAAUUCCAGAAAGUAUUCCAGUUGCCAUGGAUGUUCUGGACUAUUUUGGCCUUCUCUCUGUUCCAAACGAGCGCAGCAGUCAUUUUUAGCCAGAAUGCGACCGAAUUGGCGGAACAGCGGUUUAGUAUUGACUCAAUUGAGGCUGGAUGGUACAGCUCCUUGUCGCAAUAUGCAGGGUUUUUCUUGGUCCCUUGCGUGGGCGUGUUUAUUGAUGUUAUCGGGCAGCGUGCCUCUCUCCUGUUCGCCUGUGGUUUGGGGAUUUUCCUGAGCAUGAUUCUCCUCAAUUACGCCCCCACCACGGCUGGCACAGGAUCAUCGUUCGGUAUAUAUGCGAUCGCCUUGUCUUUGGGCCCGGCAUCUAUUAUCGACAGCAUUCGCACAACUCUCUGGCACCAAUCUGUCUUCGGCUCCGCAUACUCACUCAAAGUCACCAUGAACAAUAGCAUGAACAUUAUCGUCCGUAUCAUCGCCGGGGCCUUGCAGGAUGCAGAUGACAACUCCUAUCGCCGUGUGGUUCAGCUCUAUCUCUUUCUCGCCGCCGCCUCCCUUGUUGUCGGCUCCGCGAUCCUGAUCGGCUCCUUCGUGACGGACAACCUGGCGCUGCUGCAGUGGACUCGGCACAAACGCCUGACGUCGGGGGCGGAUAUCAUUCAGACCCUCAAGGAGCGCAGCCUUGUGACGCAUGCUCAACGCACACGGCGGUUGUCUGUCGGAUGCUUCGGGUCUCUGCUGCUGCUGAUAGUUGGGUCAUGGGUGGCGUACAUCUGGGGUGCGGUGACGGAGCAUAAUUCAUAG
Molecule: messenger RNA, 1602 nt
Organism: Penicillium canariense
Lineage: Eukaryota; Fungi; Ascomycota; Eurotiomycetes; Eurotiales; Aspergillaceae
Product: putative MFS transporter
Exons: 7
Coding region: 1-1602 (533 amino acids)
Biological process (GO): transmembrane transport
Molecular function (GO): transmembrane transporter activity
Source: RefSeq, a predicted model, not a curated record